Molecule: messenger RNA, 1545 nt
Organism: Exophiala spinifera
Lineage: Eukaryota; Fungi; Ascomycota; Eurotiomycetes; Chaetothyriales; Herpotrichiellaceae
Exons: 3
Coding region: 1-1545 (514 amino acids)
Molecular function (GO): heme binding; oxidoreductase activity, acting on paired donors, with incorporation or reduction of molecular oxygen, reduced flavin or flavoprotein as one donor, and incorporation of one atom of oxygen; iron ion binding
Source: RefSeq, a predicted model, not a curated record
AUGGCCGUCUUUCCUGUGCCAGACGUCUCGCCGCCCGUGGUCAUUGUCGCCCUUGUGGCAUUGUUUGCACUCGUCCGAAUCUACCAUGAGAUGACAACUGGUGCUCGGCGGCGGCGGAUGAUCCGAGAAAAUGGCUGCGAGCCCGUAUACCAUUAUCCGCACAAGGGCAUCGGUGGUAAGCUGCUCGGAUUGGAUGUCAUCAAGGAGAUGGUCACCUCUGUGAAAGAAGGUUGCAUGCACGAGACGACUCGACGGAGGAACUUUUCCAACGGCAGAAAGACGUUGAAAGUCAAGAUUCUCAGACAACGAUUCAUCUCCACCAUUGAGCCAGAGAACGUCAAGACCAUCCUGUCGACGAGGUUUGCCGAUUACUCGUUGGGUCGUAGACGGAUAGAAGUCUUUGUGCCCAUCUUCGGCCACGGCAUCUUCGCCACCGACGGUCCCGCCUGGGAGAGGUCACGAGCCAUGGUGCGACCGAACUUUACAAGACAUCAAGUUGCCGAUCUCGACAUGUUUGAGGCGCACGUAUCUCAUCUCAUGGAUUCGAUUCCCCGCGAUGGAUCUACAGUUGAUCUGCAAGAUCUGUUCUUCGGCCUUACCAUGGACUCCGCGACCGAGUUCCUGUUUGGACAAUCGACCAACACACUGGCGCCGGGGCUGGAGACCGAGUCUGCAAGUGAGUUCGUCAAGGCAUUUGUCUAUGUCACCGAGGCCGUGACCAAGAACUUUGCCUCUGGCGGUCUCACCGACUGGAUUCCUGACAAGAAAUGGAGAAAGAGCGUGCAGAUUAUGCACGACUUUGCCGACAACAUAAUUCGAGAAGCCAUGGACGAGGUCAAGAAGGAGAAGGAGGCGCCGUCUGGCAGUGGCAGUCGUCGCUACGUCUUCUUGCACGAGUUGCUCCAUCAGACACAGGACCUCUACGCGUUGCGGUCUGAACUGCUCAACAUCCUUCUCGCCGGCCGAGACACCACGGCAGGUCUACUCUCCAACACUUGGCACGUCCUGUCGAAGCGCAAAGACAUCUGGGAGAAGUUGAAGGCCGAAGUCGAAGAGCUCGGCGGUGAAAGACCCGGCUACACGGCGAUCAAGGACAUGAAGUACCUCAAAUGGGUGUUGAAUGAGUCACUACGCCUGAUGCCCGUUGUCCCGGGAAACAGCCGCGAGGCGAUCAGAGACACCAUCCUGCCCGUCGGCGGUGGCCCAGACGGCCGGUCACCCGUGCUCGUCAAGAAAGGUGAAGUUGUCUCAUACUCUCCGUGGAGCAUGCAUCGUCGAGAAGACUUCUAUGGCCCAGAUGCGCUGGAGUUCAAGCCAGAGAGGUGGGAGACCCUGAGGCCCGGUUGGGAGUAUCUGCCUUUCAACGGCGGCCCACGGAUCUGUGUCGGCCAACAGUAUGCGCUGAUGGAGGCGAGCUAUGCCACCAUCAGAAUCAUUCAGACUUUCCCCAGAAUUGAGAGCAGAGAUGAGCGGGAAUGGAGGGAAUGGCUGACGAUCACGUUGGCGAGCGGCGUGGGUUGCAAGGUUGCCAUGUUUGAGAAGUAA